Messenger RNA from Linum trigynum, 7311 nucleotides. Lineage: Eukaryota; Viridiplantae; Streptophyta; Magnoliopsida; Malpighiales; Linaceae. The record is from the annotation of a GenBank genome assembly.
AGAUAGUUUCUUUUCAUUUUUUAGAAGUUGAGAGCGCUUCUAGCUUUACCUCUUGAAAAUGUAAAAAAUGGUAUGUUUGAGAGGAUCCCGCGUUUUGGAAAUCCUGAGGAUUAAUGAAAUUUUUUGAUUCGCAAAAAAGAAAUACGAGAAAAGGAUCAAAAUAUUCUUACUAAUCAUGGUGAACAUGGCUGCUAACAUUAAUAUCAAUCAUUAACGAUUAGGUAAAUUCUUGACAAUAUGGGGAAAAAAGAUUUUACAAGAGCGAGCUUCGGUUUUAAAGCAAACUCGGAGUUACCCAAAGUGACAACACAACACGCCCACCAACCCACGCACAGCGGUUAUAUGGGAUGAACCGCUCUGGACAAAUCUCUCUCUCUCUCUCUAAUCUAUGCCUUUCAGAAAGAAGAGAGAAGGUGGGGACGGGUCCCACUAAUCGAAGUGGCGUAGUAGCUGGCAAACAUGUCUGACAGUCUGUUUCUCUCUAACGCCCAGCCCCGCCUUUCCUUUCCCAAAAACCCAAAACCCCUUCAAAAGAAAACCAAAUACCCCACGCACUCCUCAAAUAAUUCAAUCAUUACAAAACAGCCCCCAACAAUUACCAUAAUAUUUUCCCCCUCCUUCCCUUUUAAAACCCCCCUUUUCCCCUUCUAUCACUCUGUUCAUUCAUUCCUUUCUUUCUUUCUUCCCCUCUCUCUCUCUCUCUCUUACCCUUUCCCAAUUUUCUCUCUCUAGACAAUUGAAAUUUGAAACCAUCCAUGGCGGAAGAGACUCAAGCGCCGGCUGCCGCUUCCACACCGGCAGCGACGACGACCGAGGAGGUCGUGAUGGUGGAGAAGCCCGUGACUGAAUCGCCGGCUCCAGUUCCCGAGGCGGAGGUGGAGGAGAAGAAGGCGGAGGAGCCGAAGGAGAAGGAGGAGGUCGUUGCGGCGGAGGAAGCUGCUCCGGCCGCCGCGGAGGAGCCCGAGCUGAAAAUUGCGCAGUCGGUUUCGUUCAAGGAGGAGUCCAACGUCGUCUCCGAGCUUCCCGAAGCUCAGAAGAAGGCUCUGGAGGAGCUGAAGCAGCUCAUCCAGGAGGCUCUGAACAAGCACGAGCUCACCGCUCCGCCGCCGGCCCCGCCGGCGAAGGAGGAGGAGAAGAAGCCGGAGGAAGAGAAGAAGGAAGAGGAAGCAGAGAAGGUUGUUGAGAUCAAGGAGGAGGAGAAGACCGCUGAAGAAGCUCCGAAGACCGAAGAGAAGCCGGCGGAGGAAGCUCCAGCAGCAGAAGCAGCGCCGGCCGCCGAGGCUCCGGCAGUGGAAGCAGCUCCGGCCGCCGCUGUGGAGGAGGAAAAGAAGGAAGAGGAUGUCAAAAUUGAAGAUAAGAAAGAGGAUGUGAAAGAAGAGGCCACCACAACCGCCGUCGUUGCCGCUCCAGCCGUCGAUGAAGACGGAGCGAAAACCGUUGAGGCGAUCGAGGAGACAAUCGUCGCCGUUGCCUCCACCGAGCCACCAGCGGCUGAAUCAGCUCCAGAUGCCUCAUCCUCCAUCAAACCAGAGGAAGCGAAAACAGAGGAGCCAAAAACAGAGGAGGAAGCUGCUCCACCUCCGCCGCCGGAGGAGGUCUUCAUCUACGGCAUCCCGCUCCUCGGCGACGACCGGAGCGACGUAAUCCUCCUGAAAUUCCUCCGCGCCAGGGAUUUUAAAGUGAAGGACGCCUUCACCAUGAUCAAGAACACCGUCCGCUGGAGGAAAGAAUUCGGAAUCGAUUCGCUCCUCGAGGAAGACCUCGGAAACGAGCUGGAGAAAGUCGUCUUCACCAAAGGAGUCGACAAGGAAGGCCACCCGGUCUGCUACAACGUCUACGGCGGGUUCCAGGACAAGGAGCUCUACCAGAAUUGCUUCGGCGACGAGGAGAAGAGCAAGAAAUUCCUCCGGUGGAGGAUCCAAUUCCUCGAGAAGAGCAUCGGGAAGCUCGAUUUCAGCCCCACCGGAAUCUGCACCAUCGUUCAAAUCAACGAUCUGAAGAACUCCCCUGGACCUACCAAGCGCGAGCUCCGGCAAGCUACCAAUCAAGCCGUUAGCAUCCUCCAGGAUAACUAUCCCGAGUUCGUCGCCAGACAGGUGUUCAUCAACGUGCCGUGGUGGUACCUAGCAUUCAACAAGAUGAUCAGUCCAUUCCUCACCCAGAGGACGAAGAGCAAGUUUGUGUUUGCUGGACCUUCCAAAUCUGCAGAGACUCUGUUCAAAUACAUAACCCCAGAGCAAGUGCCUGUUCAGUAUGGCGGACUGAGCAAAGAUGGGGACCAUGAAUUCACUGCUUCUGAUGCUGUGACUGAGAUCGUAAUCAAGCCUGCCGCUAAGCACACUAUUGAACUCCCUGCAACCGAGAGUUGCACAUUGGUGUGGGAGCUGAGAGUGUUGGGAUGGGAGGUGAGCUACGCGGCGGAGUUCUCGCCGAGCGUGGAGAAUGGAUACACGGUGAUCGUUUCGAAGAACAGGAAGCUAGCUCCGACGGACGAGGCGGUGAUCUACGACAGCUUCAAGGCAGGAGAGGCGGGGAAAGUUGUGAUCACCAUUGAUAACCAAAGUAGCAAGAAGAAGAAGCUGCUCUACAGGACGAAGACCAAGCCCGUUUCUUCGUAAGAAGGUUGUUGUUUCUUAUUUGUUUUUCUUUCUUUUGGACCAAGAUACAGAGGGGAGGGGGAUUUCUUUUUGUUGUUGUGGUGGUGAUUAUUCAUUUUUCUCAUGGUAUUUCUGUUGGGUUUCUGAUGAUAUUUAUAGUUGGGGGAGUGGGGAUUUUGGAGUUGGAUUCAACUUCAAGAUGGAUUUAUGGCUGCUUGGACGUUAUAUAUGAAUAUAUGUGAUGUGAGGUCCUGUGGUGAUGGGGAGGUUUGCUUUGAAAUAUUUUUUUUUCCACCUUUUGAUAAUUUAAUUUGGAUGUAAAAUUUGUUUACAAAUGGUCCAUUUUGUGUAUAAUUCUCAUCCUUUUCAUGUCAUUAAUUAUGUUCAUCUUUACUUCAAGCACUUAGAUUGUUCUUUGGUCAUGCCUGACAUGGAAGAGUUCCAUUAUGUUGAAGAAUAAUAUUUGGGGAAAUAGAGAUUUUGAUUGUGUCAUAAGUCAUAUCGUAAAAAAUGUUUAGAUCACAACCGUUGAAUUUAAACUCAAUAUCGAAUACAAAUAGGCCCUUGAAUAUUAGUUGAUCACAUUGAAUUUGUAAGUCAUACAAGAUUUAAUUACUUCUGGUAAAAGGAAAAAUAAAUUUUUAUUUUCAUUAGAUUGAACGAACCUCGUAUAGCUUCAAUGAUCUAUUUUUCCUAUUUAUAGAACUAGAAUAUAGCAAUAGUCUAAAAUUACUUGCACAACUGUACUCAUAAAUUGCACCCAUCCAUCACAAUUGAAUUCACAGGACAUAAAUUGUAAUUCAUAAAACCAACAAGAAUGUCAUGCCCCUAAGAUCAAAUUCGAUAUUGGUGAAAUUUAGCAGCAGAAAUCAAAACCAAUACUAGAUCAAUCAAACUUCCAAUACAAACUACAAUAAAAUGUAUUGUAAUCACUAAUCACAAUCGUAUAAUUGUUUUUAUGUUGUAAACUUGUCUCGAUACAUUCAGUUGUAUUAUACAUACACAACCGAUAAUGCGAUACAGUUUCAUGGUGUAUCGGUCAAACCCCAAUCCUAUCCGAUGCAUACAUAUAGUUGCCCACCAAUUGCGGGAGGAGGAGCUGUAAGAUUAGACGUGAAUGCCAUGCUUUUGACAAGAUAUGAAAGAAAGGAAUUUGGUCACAAAACGAGACAGAUACAUACACCUUUACUUUACUUAACACCACGCGAAUCAUCAAUCUGGUUGUGGACUUUUUGAUUGUUCAUACUAAUCUAAUCCCCCAACUCAUCCCAUAAUAUAUCUAUUAAAUCCUAUCUAAUCUAAUCACAAAUAUAUCCUUAUAUUUAAGAAAAGCCUCUGAGUUGACGUCUGGCACCAGUUUAAGAAAUCGGCCAAGGAGAUAAGAGGGUUUGAAAGAAACUGAUGGACUGACUGACCCACCAACUAUUGAAUACUACUCUAGAACUAUUACUUGGUGGAAACGGCAAAAGCAAACAAAACAGCAGAGUUGCAUAAAGAAAAGAGUGGAUUCUGUGCUGUGCUGUGCUGCUGUUUUUGUUGUGUCGAUGAUAACUUUGAAACUUCGAUCAUGGUUACUUCAGCCAGAUCUCUCCAAUUGAAAGCGACCUUUCAGAAUGGGCCUUCUUUCUCUCUGUUAUACUUUUUUUUUGUCGUAAAGCAGAGGCGGAGGGCAUUUUGACUCUCUCUGUAAUUGGGGAAUGGAUCAGGUCAGUAACCUUAUGGUGAGUAACUAUGAGUAACCAGCCCACAUCAGCAUGACAUCAUCAUCCUCUCUUUCCUGGAAAGCCUUUAAUUUUCUCCUUCUUAAUCUUUGACGGACGAUUUCUCACUCGUUUUAAGUCGAAAUUUAAUUUUUUUUGCACAGUUAGAUCAGAUUAAUUGUGCUCUUCAAAAUGAUAUCCACUUUGAUAUAUUUUUCGAACAAAAAAAAUUAAGCCAUUUUUUACUAGUCUAUACCAUAUGGUAUUGACUGGUAUUGAAAUAAGAGCAUACCUAUGGUUUGAAAAGCGUAUCAUGGUGGUAUGACACAAACCAAAACUAUAGGAUGGUUGAAUACAUGAUAGUAGAAGUAUAUUAAUUGGCAUUUACGACUUUUAACAUUGUAUACCAUAAGAUACCAUAAAAUACCACCCCGUACCAGGGUGGUAUUGUAUGGUAUUGUGUGGUAUUUUUUUGUCUUGUAAUUUGUUCACCCAUAAAUUUGUAGAUCCAAUAGAUCAUGAUGAACUCGUCCCUAUUGUGCAAACGUUUUCAAAAACGAAUGAAAGACGAAGAAGAUACCAUAUGGUAUGCAGUUGGUACCGAGAGACCAGAAUUUUGUUUUCCUAAAAAAAUAUUGAAAAUUGAUCUCAUGUUGUAGAGCACGAUGAACUCAUUCCAUCUGUGCAAAAAAAAAAAAUCCGAGUUAAACGAAAAAGAUAUGAGUCAAUUAAGAAAGCUAGUGAAAAUAAAAAUGGUCUUUAAUUCUCCAUUCUUAGAUCUGGAUUUUCUAAAUGAAUGGUCCAGAUUUGGUUAUUGGGUUAUGCACCCUAACUUGAGCCUGUAAUUGGGGUCACAAUUAGCAACUUGACACACAACCCUUUUUUUUUUUGCCGUUGGUUUCUCCAGCCGUUUCGUUCGAUCAAAUCAUCUGUAAUUAGGGUAGACGAAGUAAGUAGGGCCAACUGGGACUUUUCAUACUUAACUCUAAUGCUAACAUAACUGGGACUCCCAUAUAUGAAAACGAGAACCCUGUGGACCGGACCAUCAAUGACCACAAAUAUGAAGGACUAAUUUGUAACACAUCUUUCUCUGCAGUCCCGCCGAUUGUCGUUUUCCGUUACGAAGACUGGGCAGAUGGAAAUAGGAAUAGAAAUAGACGGAGGAACAAUAAAUCAGAGAAAAUAAAUAAAUAUUAAUUUGUUUAGGCUGGGUGUGAAAUGACAAAAUUAAAAAGACGACAAAUGUAAGAACAUAUGGCUGUUUGGCUGUCUGCCUGUCACGCAGGCAGGCGCCCCCUUUCCCCAACUGCAAUUACAAGGUUACCGUUUGGUAAUCCAUGAUUUGCUAUUUUGUAAAAAAGAUUAGGAAAAUGGAUUGUUUGAUUAACUAGUAACUAUUUUAGAAUUAAUGGAUUCUAAGAGCUUAGAAAGAGGUUAGUUUUGUUUAUAAUAUUAUGCGCAUGAACCGAAACGAUUGUAAUUCUUCUCGCUUUUUCACUUUGCUUUUCCUGAAAUCAAAUUAAAAAGAAAAUAAAGGAAACCAAUGAUUCUGCUAUGCCUUCAAAUUUUUUAUAUUAUUAAAUUUGAUUUCACUUUUUCUCUGUGUCACAGAAUACAUUUUUGAUUUUUCACGUUGAUUCGAUCACGGAGGAAUAGGAUCUUCUUAAUCCUUGUUUUCCUCUCUACCUUGCAUAAAAUAUUUAUAUUUAAACAUUAAAAAAUAUUUGCAGGAGAAAAAAAUAUUCAUAAUUAACGAGGAAAAGCAAACAUUCUUGCCCUAGGGAUAUUUACGAGAAAGAUAUAAGGGAUUGUUUAAAAUGAUGACAUUGAAUGAGAUAAUUUGGUUCAAUUGUUUUCAAAUAAAAAAAAAUUGGUCAAAUAACCUUGUCUGGCAACACAAAAAAGGAAUUUAACAAUUGGGAUGAGAUAAUUUAAAUUACCUUGAUUCACAUCAAUUUGAAUUAAGAAGAGACCAUUGAAAGGAGGAGAAAAAGUUAUGAUAAAUUUUUUAAAACUAAAAUGAGAUGACUGAUAAUGAAACGAUUAUAAAAUAAUUGUGUUAAAUUAGCUCACUUCAAAAAUAUCUAUCAUUGAAAUUUGAAAUCACCAAAUAUUAAAAAAAUCGUUAACCCUAAGCAUGGAGUUUCCGUCGGGGUUAUAUAUAGAAUAAAAUAAGUCAUUUUGGAGGUUUCCUUCAUUCAUGGGAUAGACAGCAAAGGUAUCCCAAGCCAGCAGUGGAGGGAAUCCAUCUCUAAUCAUUUCCUCCACUAUCCUAAUAAAAAACUCAUAAUUUAUUUUUUGAUAAACUUAUGAAUGCCAAAACAGAUUUUAGCAGUUUUUUUAUAUUGUAAUAUAAUAAUUAUCAUUUUGAAUAUAUUUGAUACAUAAAAAGAAGAGUAAAAAUUACAGUUGAUGUGAUUUGAAUCGGACGAUCCGCGACUAAAUGUUAUUUGGGUUCGUGUUCUGAGUCUGGUUGUAACCGCUUUUCCUUAACCAGAUUGGAUUAUCUGUAAUCUGUAUCUCCUCAAAUUAUAGUGAAACUGACUCUCUUCUGCACGUGGAGUAACUAACACACAUUGUGUUAGUAAACCACGUAAAUCUGUGUGUCGUUUUCUUUCUUACUUUCGUAUUAUUGAUUUUUCUAAUCCUCCAAGUUAAAAAUCGGCAGAGAAACAGUCGUGAUCAUGACAACUAGUUCCCCCUCCUCAAUUUUGAAAAUUAACAAAACUUAAAAUUAAAAUAUGUACAGCAAAGAAGUAGACCCUCCCCAGGCCUCAAUAAUGAUGCAUUUACGUACAACUAAUUCCCCCUCCCCCUCCUCUUUUGAUUCAAUGCUAAUUAAUCAAUAUCUAAUUUUCUAUUCAAUUAAUACAACGUCAAUACUCUAUUAUAUCGUGGAUCUGCCUUGCUUAGAAUUCAGACUAAUGGUAUAUUUUUUUUGUAAUUAAAAGGAAAAAAAGAACUGCAUGGUUUCCUGUGGUCAUGACUCACGACAACAAAAUUCAAGACAUCCA